Eubalaena glacialis (North Atlantic right whale) is the source of this 1008-nucleotide messenger RNA. RefSeq lists its product as uncharacterized. The record is from RefSeq and is a predicted model, not a curated record. Lineage: Eukaryota; Metazoa; Chordata; Mammalia; Artiodactyla; Balaenidae. Bases 1 to 1008 code for a protein of 335 amino acids. The transcript has a single exon.
AUGUCUGGGGGUGCAGGGAGAGGUGGAGGGAAGCUCCCUGGGCGAGGGGCAGCCCCGUCCCCCGAACCCCAGAUCCGGCAGUGCCUCAGCCACCCUCAGCCACAGCCCCACUCAGGAACACAGGUCCCACACACCCUCCCCCAGCCCGUUACACCUCGCCCCUCCCCCACUGUCCAGGUCCGCACUCCCAGGUGGACGCCUCCAGCGAGGCCACCGCAUACACUCCUCCCCCUCCCAGAUACGGCCACGAUCCGACGCCCCGAGACCUGGCACCCCGACGGCGAUCAGCGCCCAGAGACCCCCUCUCCACCCCCACACAACCUAGUCAGCCGCGAUUGGCCGCCUUCCAGAAGGCUCCGUGCCCCCACCCCGGGCCCCUCCAGGCUCACCCCCAUCCGCAGCGCCCAGAGGCGCCCCCGGCCGCCCCCAGGCCUAGACCUGCCACCCACGGCCCAGCGCCCACAGGCACGCGCCCCCCAGGCCACCGACCCGCCCGAGAUGCACCUGCGACCCCCGCGCACAGCCGCCCGCCACGGCCACCCACGCGGCCGCCCGGCUCAGCCCAGCCCUCGGCGCCUCGCGGCGGGAGGGACUCGGCAGCCCGGGCCUCCCGCGUCCCAAGCUGCGUGGGCCGCGCGCGUGCCGGCCGGGGGCGCGCCGGGCGUGACAGGUGUGCGCGGGGCCUGCCGUGGCCCGGGACACUGCACGCCCCCGCCAGCGCGCGCCCGCGCCCCGGAGCGCCGGGUGCGGACCUGGAGCCGAAGCGAAGCGGCAGCGUCGCCUAGCGCAGUAGCCACCGCGCCGAGCCCCCCGCCCGCGCCCAGGCGGCCCCGCCCCCCUCCGCGCGCGCCCCCGCCGCCCGCUGGCGGCCGAGCACGCGGUGGCCGAGCGCGGCCGCGGCACUGCAGGGCGCCUUGUAAGGCAAUCGGCCGGCGCCGGCCGCCCCCGCCUCCCUCCUUUGUCAUUCGUGCGGGUUCCCGCCGGCUCCAGCUCCCCCCGGCGGCCUGA